AUGUUGAGAUUUCUUGCCGAGAGCGAGCCACAAACUGGAUACGCGACAGUGUUCCGUUCUUUAGAUGUGGAUGGCUGUGAAUCUUUCAAUCUCGAAGGGUUACUGAAAGCUCUAGAACGAAGCGAUAACUCGGAUGGGAGAAUCUCAUCCGAAAGGAGAGAUAAACGAUGCGGGUUCGCUGGGAGGUUGUCGUUGCUGAAGAGAAUUGUGAAGGAGUGGCGGAAUGAAGACUUCGUCAGUCGGAUUUUGGCAAGAGCGGAUGUGAUCAUCAGUGAGCGGAAGGAGAAGCUCGCAGAGGAGCUCGGAAAAUUGCAACUUAGCGACCGGGGGGAAACGGGCACGUGGCGGUAA
Molecule: messenger RNA, 351 nt
Organism: Letharia columbiana
Lineage: Eukaryota; Fungi; Ascomycota; Lecanoromycetes; Lecanorales; Parmeliaceae
Exons: 2
Coding region: 1-351 (116 amino acids)
Source: RefSeq, a predicted model, not a curated record